AUGGCUUCCGUGUUGCUACUGUUUCUGGUGUUCGUGUUUGAUCUCAUAGCUUUUGGUCUCGCUGUUGCUGCAGAGCAGCGAAGAACCACCUGGCAAGUUGUUCAUGAAUCAAGAGAUUCAAGCUACUGUGUGUAUGAGAAGGAUAUCGCAACGGGUCUCGGAAUAGGUUCUUUCUUGAUCUUUUUAGCGAGUCAGCUCUUCAUUAUGGUGGCGAGUCGAUGUUUAUGCUGUGGAAGGGCACUGACACCAAGUGGCUCUAGAUCCUGGGCUAUUCUUCUCUUCAUCACCACCUGGGUCUUCUUUUUCAUAGCAGAAGUGUGUUUACUUGCGGGAUCUGUGCGAAACGCUUACCACACAAAGUACCGUGUCUACUUUGGGAACACAGCUCCUUCUUGUCGAUCAUUAAGGAAAGGCGUGUUUGGUGCUGGAGCUGCGUUCAUAGUGCUCACAGGGAUUGUCUCCGAGCUUUACUACGUGAGCCUCACAAGGGCCAAAGACUUUCAGGCUCCACGAGAUCCGGGUAUUAGAAUGAGUAGCUUGUAG
This is a messenger RNA of Thlaspi arvense, 543 nucleotides long. NCBI's taxonomy places the organism in Eukaryota, Viridiplantae, Streptophyta, Magnoliopsida, Brassicales, Brassicaceae. The record is from the annotation of a GenBank genome assembly.